Messenger RNA from Gadus morhua (Atlantic cod), 1738 nucleotides. RefSeq names its product Jupiter microtubule associated homolog 2 (gene jpt2). The transcript has 5 exons. Bases 97 to 708 code for a protein of 203 amino acids. Gene Ontology annotation, cellular component: nucleus. Lineage: Eukaryota; Metazoa; Chordata; Actinopteri; Gadiformes; Gadidae. The record is from RefSeq and is a predicted model, not a curated record.
GCCCUCCACGUCAGAGGGAGGACGGACUUAAAGCAGUGUGUCCAGCUGGCUGUUGCUGAAGGGGUCCGCGGAGUUCUGUCGACUCACAACGCCACAAUGACUUCAACCAACAUGUUUCAAGGAUUGGACAAUGCUGCAAAACCAAGUUCAAGAGUUCUGCGGCCUCCGGGCGGUACCUCCAGCAACCUUUUCGGUGGCUAUGAGGAAGACGCUGCGCCCAUGAGACGGCCCAACCACACGUCGUCCUCCAUCUUUGCUCCUGACGAACCUCGACAGGUCAACACCAGACGCUCCAACCCCCCAGGCGGGAAGGCCAGUGGUAUAUUCGGUGAUGACCCGGCCCCCCAGCCCAGACCGGUGGCUCCAGGGAGACAAAGCAGCAACAUCUUUGGAGGGGCAGAGCCCGCCCCCCCUAGUAAACCAAAGGAGGAGGUUAUUGUGACGCCUGAACCGGAGCUAGCAGUGUCUCCCCAGCUGAGCCCGGUGGAGCUGAAGGAGGAGGAGCCAAUCUUGGCCCCGCCCGCUUCACCUGUCGAGGAGGAGGCCGCCGCCCCCCUGGCUGUCCUGGAGCCAGCGCCGGAGGCCACGCCCACCUGUCUCCAAGACGACUCCGGCAAGAACCACGAGCCCCACCUGGGCCCCAAGCGCCGCGCGCACAACCGGGUGCUGAACCCCCCCGGAGGGAAGUCCAGCGUGGUGUUCUACUGAGCCCCCCCCUCUGGCGCCAGCCCACCCUGCUCAUCUCAGUCGCCCCCCCCCCCGCUUGGACGUCUGUCCCUUCUCAUUCCACCCCCCCCCCUCACCUCGCCCCCGCUGAGCACUAUCUCUGUUCUGUUUUUGUCCCCCACUUCUUGCACUUUUAGCCCCGCCUUUCUUUCCUGUCUGCCCCUUUAAUGGUUUUCCACGCUUGACAAUCAUUUAGCCGACCAAUCAAUAGGCCGCGCUUCAGAGGGGCUGGACGGGUGCCUUCUCCAGCCCCGCUGAGGGGCACCCUGUGUCCGUCAGCCCCGCUGAGGGGCGCCCUGUGUCCGUCAGUCACGCAGGGCCUCUGUGUUUCAGUUUCUCAUAGAUGUUCAUAGCUUUAAGAUGUCAACGUUUGGCAUGGAGAAGGAAUCCUGCCACCGAAUGUGUUCAGCCAAUGCCGCGUAUUCUCAGCUGUCUAGAGCUGUGGGACGGUGCCAAGUGAGACGAUGACUGUAUAAUCACAAGUGUAACUCUACUAGACUCCUCAUCCCGGGGUCUCCUGUAAGAACCGAAACAGUUUUACGUUUAGAGUAUCUUCUGUUCAGCGAAGAAUGCCAAAAAAUUAAUAAUAAUAAUGCGUUUGACAUCCCCCGCCCCCGUUUUAGUGUUUUGUUUUUUUUGUCUUCUACAAUUCCAUUUAAAUGUCUGUUGAGUGCUAAUGCUGAAUGUACCGUGUGGGUGUUCUUCUGCUUCGUCCUCAUCGUUUGUGCUCUAUUUGUGUUUUAUUUGAAGACCUGUUCUUCGCUUGGGGUAGGCCUCAUUUAUGUUUUAAAUUAAAACAGCUGAACACAAGUGAACUCUGGAGACGAGCUUGGUCCGCCGGGUCUAGUCACCCUAGGACCCUGAAGGAGAGCCUCCGUCUCCACGCCACACCGACGGCAUCUGGUGCCAGUCCGACCCCUCCCCACAGCGCAGAUGUGCCUGGCCAGCAGUGAGCUUAGCAGAAGAAGAAGUGACAACCUGUGUAUUUCAUUAAAAACGUUUUUCAAUUUUG